AUGACAAUAUGGAUGUGCACUGACAUGACAUGUGCACUAGAGCAGCCGCACCCAGCACCACGCAGCAGCGGCGGUGGUAGCCGCCACUCGUCAUCGCAACAGCAGCAGCAGCAGCAACAGGCAGCCGCCGCCGCCGCGGCCAACGAGGUGCGCACCGUGCUUCUGUACGGCGUGCCCAUCGUGGCGCUGGUGAUCGAGGGCCAGGAGCGGCUCAGCCUGGCGCAGAUCUCGAACACGCUGCUCAAGGACUACUCGUACAACGAGAUUCACAACCGGCGCGUCGCCCUGGGCAUCACCUGCGUCCAGUGCACGCCCGUGCAGCUGGAGCUGCUGCGGCGAGCGGGCGCCAUGCCGGUCUCGUCGCGGCGCUGCGGCAUGAUCACCAAGCGCGAGGCCGAGCGGCUCUGCAAGUCCUUCCUGACGGACACGCCGCCCCCGAAGCUGCCCGAAAACUUCGCCUUCGACGUGAGCCACCAGUGCGCCUGGGGCUGCCGGGGCAGCUUCGUGCCGGCGCGCUACAACUCGUCGCGCGCCAAGUGCAUCAAGUGCGCCUACUGCUCGCUCUUCUUCAGCCCCAACAAGUUCAUCUUCCACUCGCACCGACUGCCGGACUCCAAGUACGUGCAACCGGACGCAGCAAACUUCAACUCCUGGCGGAGGCACAUCAAGCUCAGUGGGACUCCUCCGGAGGACGUCAGCUACGCCUGGGAGGACGUCAAGGCCAUGUUCAACGGGGGCUCGAGGCGACGCGUGGCCGUCUCUUCUUCUUCGUCCUCAUCGUCCUCUUCCUCGGCCUCCAAGAGGGCGCGCUCCUCGGCAGGCGACAGGGACGCUCUCCAGCCGCCGAAGCCGCAGCCGCAGCCGGUGACCGCCCCGCCGGCGCCCUACUUCCCGGUGCUGCCUCUGUCGAGCGGCGGGCCGGCGGCGCUCUUCCCACCUCCGCUGCUGUGCCUGAGCGGCAGCAAGGCGUCUGGCGGCGGAACACCGGUAUUCGGCGACUACGUCUGGAUGAGCGGCGGCAGCGCCAAGCCGUACGGCGCCCUAUGGCCUCCGCCGCCGCCGCCUCCCGGACCGCCGAGGCUUCUGGCCGCCGAGCCGGCGUUCGCGUCUUCUCUGGCCGACGAUGCGCCGCCCGCACUGCUGGGAGGCCUGGGAAGCGGCUCGGCGCCGCUGUCCUACGCGUCCGCCUUCAGGCCCGUGGCCGGCACGGCCGUGGGCCGCGUCGCCAGGUCGCCCACGCUGCGGUCUUCUACGCCCGCCUGCGACACGACCACGGAUCCGAGCCGCGCUGCUUCGGGCGCGACGGGUGCGGCUGCGGGGUCCGAGGCGAGCGACGGGGCGCGUUCCGAGGACGAGGACUCGGACAGCUUUCACGGCGAGGUGGACGUCACCGACACCAGCAGCGACGACGGACGCACGCUGGUGGCCGCCGCCGCGCCGGCGCACACCAGCUCGUCGCCGCCGCCAAGCCCAGCGGCUUCGGAGGCAGCGCCCGAGAGCCGAGCGGACGGUGGCCGCACGCCAGUGCCGGACACCAGCGACGCUGGCAUCGCCAACAAGCAGGAUGAAGAGACGAACAAGCGCGACGCUGAGCCCGAGAACGCCGUGACGUCCGUGGUGCAACUGAUCAAGGAAGAGUGCCGAAAGCGAGACGCCCUCGAGGCGUCGCCAUAUUCGGAAACGCAAACCUUCGACCACUCUUUGGAUCCUUCGAGUGUAUUCACACUUAGCAAAGAUGAACUGCGGGACGUACUGCUUAGAGAAGCACAAGCCAGGAAAAAAGUGGAAAGAGAGUUUCGCCUUAUGCGAGAAACCUUCGAGGAGCAAGUGCAGAAAGAGGUCGCGUACCGCGAAGAACUCACAAAGCAGUUGCAAGUCGUGCGAGACGCCCUAUGCCAGGAACUGGACCAAGAACGGAAGGCUAGAUUCGCUGUUCAAGCUAAGCUGAAAGAGCUUUCCCUGCACUACCAGCAGAUGCAGCAGCGAAGCAUCAUUGCCGGUAAGCAGUGGAGCUGGCAAUGCAGCUUGCGCCCGCGAGCCGAAACCAGGCGCCCGUUGACAGCCCGUCUUCUCCCGCGUUCCGCAGACACGCACGACACGAUGCAGCACCUCGCGUGCAAGAUGCUGGGCGCCAGGCACUGCGCCGAGUGCAGCUACAAGGCGGAGUGACGGGGAGGGCCUCGCACAAGACUUCAUCGCGACAGAGCUGCAACGAUGAUGGACUGCGACCUGCCGAUCGCUGCAGCGGUGGUCGAGCGCAAGACCGUGACGUCAGCGUGUGCUCCCGCGCAUCGCAUCGAAGGAGAACCCAGCGGUCCGGUUCCUGGCCGACAUAACAAGUCACGCGACUGCGUUGUGAGCACCAGAGUCUCACACUCAAGUGUAUACGCUUUAUUCAGAGUUUGGCACCUAAGAAAACGAGAGUGCGUCACGAGUCGAGUUUGAUCAUCAGGCCAACUGGACAGACGCGGCUGUACAGACAAGCGUUUACAGCUGUGCUAGUUGGUUCUGCUACUGUGAAACAUACAAGGACACGGACAGCAUAGGAAGAGACACACAAGCCCAGUUGUGUGUCUGGCGUUGUGUGUUUCUUCCUAUCUGUCCAUGUCCUUGUUCGCCAGUAUGUUUCACGUAGAGGCAAGUUCACUUCAGGCGCGUCAUCAAAUCCCGUAGAGCUAGGCCGUCUCUCUAUAUAACUGGGCUUUUAUUCGGCGCUAACCGCGAUGUGUCGUCGUACCAGAGACGUUCUGCGUGUUAAGCGCAACUCAGAGUAAAACGAAACACAGGUAGGCGUAAAAGGAAGGACGGGGCGACAACGUGAGCGCUGCCGUCUGAGUUGUUCUGAGCUGCGCUAAACACUCAGAACAUAAUGGGAUACCAACUCACCUAAACUGCUUCUCUUGUCGUACCAAAGCAUUUUUUUUUUCCCGAGAUUUCGAACUCUGAUCGUUAUAACUUCUCAUUUUUGAUAGCUCAAGAAAAAGGUCCCGCGUGACGCGUUGCUUAGAAUAGCUCGAACCCACACUCUCACGCACGAUGCUCCCCAUGUUGCUCAUUUAAUUUAUAUGUACAGGCACUGUUAUCGCGUUCUCUCGAGAACGUCGCAACGUGACAACCACGUGCGCAUUCACAUGCGGCAUGUGAGGGCAGAACAGGAGGCGCACGCGUUUACUACAUGCAGGUAGCUAACAUUUAACUAUAUUGUCAGGGUUAUGGCAUGUCAUUCUGCAGUUGUCAGCCCCUCUACUAGCCGUAAUAAACUAGGAAAGUGAAGUUCCACUUCAGUGACCGGUUCCUUUUGCCAGUCAGGUUGCCAGGUUGGUCAAAUUCUUCAAAUCGUUAAAAAAAAUGUCGCCAUCUAUAACUAACUGAGUGAUGAUUAUCGUCUGACUAAGCCGCCCUUGAUGUAUACCGCUUCCUUUUUCCGAUGAUAUUUUCCCCUUCAAAUUAUUAGUGACUUGGGUGUGGUGGAAUAUGUAAACGUUGGUUUAAGCACAAUUAAGGUUUAACACAAUUAACCUAUUUCAAGUCAGCAAUAGACUGCGCAUUUGAUGGUGACCUCAGUGCAUUCUUUAGUCAUUCGCAUUUCCAUUUAACUUCAUUAGGUAAACCAUGACUGAUGUUCAAAGACACAUACGAAACGCGGUCGAAAUAUGAAACAGACAACGUAGAGUACUCAUGUAGUUGGUUUCUUUCUUCACCUCUGUGUGUGUCCUCUUCGAUUUUGAAAAUGUGCCGCAUGGGGUUUUCAAGUGCGGUACGCACUGUCACUUUGUGCGCGAAUGAAUGCGACCGGUGGAAAAUGCUCCUGCUGCUCUGUUUUGUCGACGGGUAGUUUUGGGUGGCAUGAAAGUGCGCUAACCUAACGUUGAAGCAAA
Molecule: messenger RNA, 3878 nt
Organism: Rhipicephalus sanguineus (brown dog tick)
Lineage: Eukaryota; Metazoa; Arthropoda; Arachnida; Ixodida; Ixodidae
Gene: fuss
Product: SKI family transcriptional corepressor 1
Exons: 12
Coding region: 1-2169 (722 amino acids)
Biological process (GO): negative regulation of transcription by RNA polymerase II; negative regulation of BMP signaling pathway
Cellular component (GO): nucleus; transcription regulator complex
Molecular function (GO): DNA-binding transcription factor activity, RNA polymerase II-specific; SMAD binding; RNA polymerase II cis-regulatory region sequence-specific DNA binding
Source: RefSeq, a predicted model, not a curated record